This is a messenger RNA of Entelurus aequoreus (snake pipefish), 3811 nucleotides long. It is a transcript of the gene add1, whose product is annotated as adducin 1 (alpha). Gene Ontology annotation, molecular function: actin filament binding. Gene Ontology annotation, cellular component: focal adhesion; adherens junction; cytoskeleton. Bases 169 to 2745 code for a protein of 858 amino acids. The transcript is spliced from 17 exons. The record is from RefSeq and is a predicted model, not a curated record. Gene Ontology annotation, biological process: positive regulation of establishment of endothelial barrier; barbed-end actin filament capping; positive regulation of adherens junction organization. Lineage: Eukaryota; Metazoa; Chordata; Actinopteri; Syngnathiformes; Syngnathidae.
AUGGUGGCUAUGGGAGGAGCCGACUCAGGGCGAUAAUUUAGCGCAGGGGCUAAACUCGCCCUGCUAUCGCUCGAUUCGGUGGAUAAAAAUAGCGGAAGUCGCCUGCUUGCCGUUACUGACAACGGUUACAUUUCAUCACCUCGUCGAAGAGAGGGAGGCCAGCCCAGGAUGAACGGCGACUCAGGUGCCGCCGUGGUGACGGCCCACCCUCCCGCCACCGCCCCUCACAAGGAGCGCUACUUUGACCGUGUAGACGAGAGCAGCCCCGAGUACCAGCGCGAGAGGAACAUGGCGCCCGACCUGCGGCAGGAUUUCAACAUGAUGGAACAGAAGAAAAGGGUCUCCAUGAUACUGCAGAGCCCGGCGUUCUGCGAUGAGCUGGAGACAAUGAUCCAGGAUCAGCUGAAAAAGGGCAAAACGCCCACAAGCCUGUUGGCCCUGCAGCAGAUUGCUGACUUCAUGACUACCAGCAUGCCUUCCAUGUAUCCCGCUGCACCACAGGGAGGAAUGGCGGCGCUCAACAUGAGUUUGGGGAUGGUGACUCCGGUGAAUGAUUUGCGUGGUUCUGACUCCAUUUCGUAUGACAAAGGUGAGAAGAUUCUUCGCUGCAAACUGGCGGCGUUCUACCGACUCACCGAUUUAUUUGGCUGGUCGCAGCUCAUCUACAACCAUCUCACAGUUAGGGUGAACUCAGACCAGGACAGCUUCCUUAUUGUGCCUUUUGGGCUCCUGUACAGUGAAGUCACCGCUUCCAGCCUGGUGAAGAUAGACCAUCAAGGUGAGAUUGUGGACCGGGGAAGCACCAACCUUGGUGUUAACCAGGCCGGCUUCAACCUCCACUCUGCCAUCUAUGCCUCACGGCCUGACGUCAAGUGCAUUGUCCAUAUACACACGUCUGCAGGGGCAGCCGUGUCGGCCAUGAAAUGUGGCCUGUUGCCCAUCUCCCCCGAGGCGUUGUCUGUUGGCGAGGUGGCCUACCAUGACUACCAAGGCAUACUGGUGGAUGACGAAGAAAACGCACUUAUCCAGAAAAACAUAGGUCCAAAAAGCAAGGUGCUCAUCUUGAGGAACCACGGCUUGGUAUCAGUGGGUGAAACAGUCGAGGAAGCCUACUAUUACAUCCACAACCUGGUCACUGCCUGUGAGAUUCAGGUGCGAACACUGGCCAGCGCUGGAGGACCAGAUAAUUUGAUCAUGCUCGACCCGGGGAAGUACAAGUCUCGUUCACGCAUUCCUGAGCCUCCCGGCGAAGGCUACCCUGCGCAGCCCAAGUGGCAAGUCGGGGAGCAAGAGUUUGAGGCUCUAAUGAGAAUGCUCGACAACCUGGGCUACAGGACCGGCUAUCCUUACCGCUGUCCAGCACUGCGGGACAAAGGUAAAAAGUACAGUGACAUGGAGAACGCUCACUCCACCCACGCUGGUUAUACUUACGGGGAGGACAGCGACUCGGGCGCGCGCUCCCCACUGAAACACAGCUUCCAGCGCGGCCAGCCCGACAAGACCCGCUGGCUCAAUGCCGGCGCCCGACCCGACGAUCCCUACGAAGACGGGCCCGACGGUGGCAGCCCCAAGUCGAAGCCUAAGGUGUGGACGAACAUAACACACGAUCACGUCAAACCCUUGCUGCAGUCUCUCUCGUCCGGUGUCUGCGUGCCAAGCUGUAUAACCAACUGCUUGUGGACUAAAGAAGACGGAAUGCGACAGGCCGCUGUCGCCAAUCAGUUCAUCCCGAUGAACACCAAUCCAAAAGAAGUGCUGGAGAUGAGGAAUAAGAUCCGUGAGCAGAAUUUGCAGGACAUUAAGACUGCAGGACCUCAGUCUCAGGUUCUGUGUGUUGGAUCGGUGGUGGAGCGCAACUUUAACCAGGACGUCCCUCUGUCUGACUGUACAGACACUAUUGACGGCCUCGAUGCCCCAGAGGGGUCCUAUAGUCCUGCUAGAUCAAUUAGAAAGGGGGAGCUAGUGACCGCAUCUAAGGCCAUUAUUGAAAAGGAGUACCAACCCAAGGUGAUCGUCAGCAAGCAGGGGCCCAACCCUUUCAACAAGUUCACCGACCAGGAGCUGGAUGAGUAUCGCAGGGAAGUGGAGCUGAAACAGAAAGGGACUGAAGUGCAGGAGCAAUGCGACUCUGCCACGCUCUGUUCUGAAAUGGAAAAGUUACCGAAGGUUCAAGCCCCCGAUCCCACUCCUCAGCCCUCUGCAACCGACGGCGGCCCCGAGCAGGGCCCCUCGACCCUGGGCCCUGCAGAUGAGGUCUUCCCCGACUCCCCUCAUAAGGAGUUCCACUGCGCCGUGCUGCGAGCUCUCAGCAAGGAGCCACUAGAAGCAGAUCAGGCUCCAGAUCAAGAGCAGCUAGCAGAACCCGAGGAGGAGGAGGCCAAAGACCCAAAGGCUACCUGUACACCCCCCAGCACCCCAGUUAGAGCAGAGGAAGAGACCUUGCCAGAGCCCACCUUUAAGGAUGAGAGCGACGCUGCCACCCUGAGACAGACCCUGCCAGAUUUAACCCCCGAUGACCCUUCCGACGCCCCGGCACUUCCCGUCGAAGACUCCGCCCCUGUCACAGUCCCCCACACCCCCACAGCUGCUGAGCCCGCCCCUGCUGCAGAAGCCGCCGCGGACGGUGAGGACCACGCAGGCGACCAGGAGGGAGACGAGUCUCCCAGCAAAUCGCCUUCCAAAAAGAAAAAGAAGUUCCGCACUCCUUCCUUCCUAAAGAAGAACAAAAAGAAGUCUGAGUCCUAAAUAAGCUUCACAUUUCUUUUUCGUCCUUUUUGGUUUUGUUGGAUUAAUCGCAGCACCGCUUAUUUUAACAUCGCUUGCUUUUUAACCAUUUUUUCUUUCAUUAGCGCGUGCCAAUUUUGUAUACAGUGUAAAAAUAAUCCAGUUUUCCCUCAUUAGCUGUGAGCGAGUGAUGCCUCCUGUCUUGUCCACUCUGCUGGCCUUCAAUGCAUGUCUAGUAAGAGUUAGUUUUUAAGGACUUAAUUCAAGCGUCGUAACCAUUAGAAUGUAUUGGGAUUGUAAAACGAAGUGUCUUUUGAAAAGCAAAAACAAAAACAUAACCUUGGCUGCAGAAAGGAACAACGCAUACGCGCUUAUGUAACUUUCAGUUUUUAAAUAAGAACGAUAAAAGGGUCGGCACAGGUUUUAGCGCAUUAUGCAAUGCUUUAACGAUAGAAGCUACAGUAAAUGGAAUGCAUUUAUUCUCAUGCACAGAGUGAGACAUCCCAGGAAGCGUCCACAAGCAUCCAAUGGUUGCUUUAAUAUGAAGGAAUGUGUACAAAGAAUAGCUUCUUUUUUUUCCCACUUGUCGGAGUUCAACUUUUUUUCAAUUUUUAUUUCUCUACUGAAAGAAACGGGGAAGAACAUGCUUUAUUUAGUGUGAUGUAUUUUAUUUUGUCACAUCGUAGACGAGCCAUAACUGCUUGCUGUGAGAGAGCACUGUGAACCGCCACUGUUUUACUUUAACCACUUUCCACAAGUGUUUUAUGUAUUUGUUUUUAGCUUGUGUAUAGACCCAAAACACUUUCACUGUUACAACUCAGCCUGUUUUUUUUAUUUUUUAUCAAACUGGAUCUCUUUAACUCUUUUAUUACAGCACAUACUUUUGUCAUUAUUGUAACAUGUAGAGAGAUGUGCUUUUAGGUUGCAGGGCAUUAAUACAAAGACCUAAUAUUAUAUGCUAAUUCUUUGUUCUGCCUGAAUCACUUCCAACUAAAUGUCUCAUGUUAUCAUCGACUGACGUACUACUUUCACAUGUUUUUUUUCUUCUUUUUUUUUACAACCAUAAAUAAAUAUGCUAUGUCCAAAA